This is a messenger RNA of Fusarium poae, 1533 nucleotides long. RefSeq lists its product as uncharacterized. The transcript is spliced from 3 exons. Bases 1 to 1533 code for a protein of 510 amino acids. Gene Ontology annotation, molecular function: oxidoreductase activity, acting on paired donors, with incorporation or reduction of molecular oxygen; heme binding; iron ion binding. The record is from RefSeq and is a predicted model, not a curated record. Lineage: Eukaryota; Fungi; Ascomycota; Sordariomycetes; Hypocreales; Nectriaceae.
AUGGCAAUUCUUACCCUUUCUUUGGGUCACCUCUUGUACGCAGGUGUUGCUUUUGUCGUCGCCCGCAUAUUAUACGAGUUCUUUUUUUCACCCCUCAGACAUAUCCCAGGUCCGGGAUUUUCCAAGUACACAGACCUUUACAGGGCGUACCUCACUACAAAGGGACAUGUUGACGGUCACAUUAGAGCAUGGCACCAAAAAUGGGGUGCUGCUGUGCGUGUAGGACCUAAUACUGUGAGUAUUAGUGAUCCAGAUAUGAUCAAGGUCAUUUAUACCACUAGAAAUCCCUGGCGAAAGACUAACAUGUACCGUCCCAAUGAUGUUCUGGUUAACGGGCAACGCAUUCAAAACAUCUUCAACACCCAGGAUGAAGAUUUUCACCUCAAGUACACUAAACCCAUCAGAGGUUUCUGGACUCUACCCAAAAUGCUAGAGGCUGAACCUCUGAUGGAUGAAACUCUGUGUGAACUCAUCACUCAUUUGGACGACCGCUUCGCUAGCACUGGAUCUGUCUGUAAGAUGGAUGACUGGGUUGCUUACUACGCCUGGGACGCAGCUGCUAAUAUCAGUUUUGGCCGCACUUACGGCUUCAUGGAGAAGGGCAGUGAUGUACAGGAUAUCAUUGCUGAAAGCACUGCCGGACUCAAGUACUUUGCCCCCGUGAGCCAGAUCCCCUGGCUGGAUGAGUGGCUGGACAAGAACCCCAUUCUCCGAGUCGGUCCUCGUCCUCUUGUCAACGGGGUCAUCUACACGAUCAAGAUUCUCACAGAGUACCAGCAGCAACUGGCUUCUGGUGCUGCCAAGCGCAAGCCUGUCGACUUGUUCAUCGACAAAUACAACAGUCUCAAGGAAACAAUCGACUUUGUGGAUGAUCAGCAGGUUAUCAACUGGCUCAUGAUCAAUGUUCUUGCGGGGGGUGAUUCAACUGCUGGUGCUAUGCGUGCUCCUGCCUACUAUCUCCUCAAGAAUCCCUCCGUGUGUGAAAAGAUGGUCGCUGAGCUUAGGUCUGCAAACCUGACUUUACCUGUUCCUCAAUGGAAGGAGAUUAGCCAACUACCCUACUUUGACGCCGUUAUGCGCGAGUCCAUGCGAAUUUCCCCCGCUGUUGGUUUGAUCCUUGAGCGUGAAGUUCCCAAAGAAGGACUUGAGCUUCCAGAUGGUCGAUUCAUUCCUGCUGGCACAAAGAUCGGCAUCAACCCUUGUGUCGUCACACGCGAUAUCGGCGUGUUUGGCGAAGACGUUGAUGUUUUUCGUCCUGAGAGAUGGCUGCGUGGUAAGGAAGAGACAGAGGAGGGUCAUUCUGCUCGGGUUAGACGUAUGCAUGAGUGUACUGAGUUGAUGUUUGGUCAUGGAUCGAGGGUUUGUAUGGGCAAGUACAUGUCUAAGCUCGAGAUGUACAAGAUGUUUGCUACGCUUUAUGUUAACUUUGAUGUACGAAUCACCGACCCUGGCCAUACGUGGAAGUAUGAAAACAAUUGGUUCAUGUACCACAGAGAUAUCCCUUGCACAAUUAGUCGUCGCGAAAAGGCAUAA